Messenger RNA from Caenorhabditis remanei, 1524 nucleotides. RefSeq lists its product as uncharacterized. Gene Ontology annotation, cellular component: membrane. The record is from RefSeq and is a predicted model, not a curated record. The transcript is spliced from 10 exons. Bases 1 to 1524 code for a protein of 507 amino acids. Gene Ontology annotation, biological process: ammonium homeostasis; ammonium transmembrane transport. Gene Ontology annotation, molecular function: ammonium channel activity. NCBI's taxonomy places the organism in Eukaryota, Metazoa, Nematoda, Chromadorea, Rhabditida, Rhabditidae.
AUGAUGAAUCACAGUCAACCAACUGUUCGAAUGAAACCAGAUAAACAACUUGACUGUAAUUUAAGUCAAGAUGACGGUGUCUGGAUGAUGGCUUCAAGUUUUAUUAUAUUCACAAUGACUGCUGGUUUUGGAUUGUUAGAAUCUGGAAGAGUUUCAUCAAAAGAUGAAGUGAAUUGUAUGGUUAAAAACGUGUUUGACGUGAUUUUUGGAGGUCUCGCAUAUUGGAUGUUUGGUUACGGGUUGACAUUCGGAGAUUCAAAACAUCAAUUGGGUCGAUUCUUUGGAUUCGGAGACUUUUUCUUCGAUCCAGAAAGAGUUUCCGAUGAUGACUCCACUGAUGAGAAAGGAAUCUCUUAUUCACUUUUUAUUUUUCAAAUGAGUUUUGCCACGACAACGUCUACCAUCGUUUCUGCUGGAAUGUCAGAAAGAAUUCAUUUGAAAUCUCACUGUUUUAUAUCAUUUGCAAUCACAUUGGUUCAUUCAAUUGCUGGUCACUGGGUCUGGGAUCAAGAAGGAAUAUUCCGAACGAUGGGAGUUGUCGACUCGGCGGGAUGUAGUGCUGUGCAUUUGGUUGGAGGAAUAUCUGGUUUAGUCGCCACUUUAUAUCUGACACCGAGGAGAAAUCGAUUCGCAAAGAAUGGAUUACGAACAGUCAGUGAUCCGACGAAAGCGAUUUUAGGGUUUUUAAUGAUUUGGUGGGGAUGGUUGGCAUUUAACACUUCGUCGAAUUAUGCUGUAACGCAUGGACAAUGGACAGAGGGAAUGAGAUCUGCAGUUGGGACAAUCCUUGCUUCGGCAGGAGGAGGAGUGGUGACUGUUGUGAUAACAAGAUAUGCCACAAAAAAGAUUCAAAUGGAUAUGUUAAUAGAUGGAAUGCUGGCUUCUCUAGUUGCCAGUACGGGGGGAUGUCUGUAUUUUACUCCUUGGCAGGCUACUCUAGUUGGAGCAAUUGGAUCAUCACUUGCUCUUGCAGCGUAUCCUGUUACAGAAUGGUUAAAAAUUGAUGAUCCAGUUGGAGUAUUUCCAGUCCAUGUUGUUGGAUCCAUUUGGGGAAUGAUCGCUCCCGCUAUUUUCGUUUAUAGAAGACCAAUGAAUUUCGGACCACCGGAGUGCAAUUUCCAGACAUCAGAUGAGGCAAAUGGAUUACUGUAUGGCGGUGGUUUCUAUCUUCUGUUUCUCCAAUCUUUCGUCAUUGUUGUCAUUGCAACAUACAGUGCAAUUUGUGCAUUCAUUAUUCUUUUUAUAAUGCAUCACUCCCCAAUUGGUCUCCGAGUCGAUAAAUAUCAAGAAGAAUUAGGAGCAGAUCUAAUCGAACAUGGAUUAGCUGGAGUGAAUGUGAUGACUUAUACUCUUGAGAAAAAGUUGGAUACAAAAACACUAUCAGCAGUUCUAAUGAUAAUUGUUCGUUGGAGAGCGAAAGCAAAACUUGGAGCAAUGAGAAGAAAACAAGUCCAUGACAGUGGAUUAGUCACUCCGAAGCCUACUGAAAACGUGGAAAUGAAUGUAAUCCAUCGACGUCAUUGA